Molecule: messenger RNA, 522 nt
Organism: Penicillium odoratum
Lineage: Eukaryota; Fungi; Ascomycota; Eurotiomycetes; Eurotiales; Aspergillaceae
Exons: 1
Coding region: 1-522 (173 amino acids)
Source: RefSeq, a predicted model, not a curated record
AUGGCUUCCAACACCACAUCCGCUAUGCUUUGCAUGCGCCUGACUGUUCUCGUCCCCGCUAUCAUGUGGUUGGCCUUUGCGGGUCUCAGCUCGGCCAUAUCUCACUUUGCAAUUAUCCUCCGGGACCAUGCGGAGUCAGAUCUCAUCUAUACCAACCAUACUAUACUGGGCCUUGCCUUUCAAAGCCUGAUGGAAAAUAUUCUCGUCGUUUCAGUCCUCUUGGCCCUGAUGUCAACAUUGCUCUCCAUCUUUGGUAUGAUCCUUGCGAUCCAUUUGAGGUGGCUACAUCAGAACGGCCAACGUCGAAUCUAUUUCGAAUGCAUUCAGGUUGUACUAGCGCUCACUGCUGUCUCUGUCAGUGGAUAUAUUGCGAGCUGUGUUCACGGGUCUCGAUUUUCGUUUGAGCUGUUGAAUAUUCACGGCCACCUGCCUUACUACAAAAUCAUGUAUUACGGGAGCGUUGGGCAAGCUGCAUUUGGUUCUCUCAUGAUCAUCAACUUUUUCGUUCUGCUCUUCAUGUGA